This is a messenger RNA of Daucus carota subsp. sativus, 816 nucleotides long. RefSeq names its product protein C2-DOMAIN ABA-RELATED 7. The record is from RefSeq and is a predicted model, not a curated record. Bases 150 to 650 code for a protein of 166 amino acids. Lineage: Eukaryota; Viridiplantae; Streptophyta; Magnoliopsida; Apiales; Apiaceae. The transcript has 3 exons.
AUCCUUCGACCUUAGCAAACACACACACGUGUCUGUGAAACAUAUAACAAACAAACACACAAAUCCUCGAAAUCUCCGAAGUAAUAAACCGCAGAUCUUGAAAACGAAAGUAAGAAAGCUCUGUUAACGUUGCUGGUAUUUCAGAAAUAAUGGAUGGUUUGCUAGGUCUGCUGAAAGUAAAAGUGCGUAGAGGAAUAAAUUUAGCCAUCCGUGAUGCAGUCACCAGCGAUCCUUAUGUUGUCGUCAGUAUGGGGCGCCAGAAACUGAAAACUCAUGUGGUCCCUGACAACUGCAAUCCUGUGUGGAACGAUGAAAUCACUCUCUCCGUUAAGGAUCUAACUCUUCCAGUUAAACUAACUGUAUAUGAUAAGGACACAUUCAGCAUAGACGACAAAAUGGGAGAAGCUGUGGUUGACAUCUCAGAUUAUAUAGAAUGUUUAAGGAUGAAACUAGAAAACAUACCGGAUGGUACUGUUGUUCAUAAAGUUCAGCCAGAUAGAAAAAACUGCCUAUCUGAGGAAAGCUCUAUCGUCUGGAACAAGGGAAAGAUGACUCAAGAUAUGUAUCUUCGACUAAGAAAUGUUGAAUGUGGGGAACUCGAGAUUGGAAUUGAAUGGGUUGAAGUUCCAGGCUGCCAAGGUGUAAUGUAGUUAUGUAAGAGCAAGUUCAAGAGAUGCCUAAUAUGAUGUCCUAAGUUAUAAUUUAGGACAAUUGAUAUAAAAUGUUGAUCGAACAAUGACCGGGUGAUGUCUUAUAUCACAAGGACAAAUUCUUCGAGCCUUAUUUUUAAGACACCUCUUUUCUUGCUUUGUCUUA